Messenger RNA from Syzygium oleosum, 2239 nucleotides. Its product is annotated as protein NRT1/ PTR FAMILY 2.9-like. Lineage: Eukaryota; Viridiplantae; Streptophyta; Magnoliopsida; Myrtales; Myrtaceae. Gene Ontology annotation, biological process: transmembrane transport. Gene Ontology annotation, molecular function: transmembrane transporter activity. The record is from RefSeq and is a predicted model, not a curated record. Gene Ontology annotation, cellular component: plasma membrane. The transcript is spliced from 4 exons. Bases 55 to 1887 code for a protein of 610 amino acids.
GCGACACUACAAAGCCCAGAGGGACAGGGAGAUAGGAGGGACAUCCAACAAAGGAUGGAGGAGGAGAGGAAGAAUGAGGGAGCACAGACCAUCCACCCCACCAAUGGAGAAGCCACAGAGAGAGAGCACAAGCUUGUCAAUGGCAGCGCCAAAGAAAUGGAGGUGGAGGAAAAAGCUGUCACAAGUGAAGAGACCAUCAACUACAGAGGAUGGAAGGCCAUGCCCUUCAUUAUAGGAAAUGAGACUUUUGAGAAGCUGGGAGCUAUUGGUACCUUGGCCAACCUCUUGAUCUACCUCACCACUGUGUUCAACCUGAAGAACAUCACAGCCGCAAACAUCAUCAACAUCUUUAAUGGCACCACCAAUUUCUCCACCUUGGUCGGUGCUUUCCUGUGUGACACGUACUUCGGCCGCUUUAAGACCCUUGGGUUCUGUACAGUCGCUUCUUUUCUGGGCUUGCUAGCGAUACAACUUACAGCAGCAAUCAAGAAUCUGCAUCCGCCAGACUGUGGAGACAACACCACAUGCGUCGGACCAACAGCAGGCCAGAUGGCCUUCCUAAUUGCUGCGUUCGGGCUGCUGAUUUCUGGGGCAGCUGGCGUCCGCCCCUGCAAUUUAGCAUUUGGAGCUGACCAAUUCAAUCCCGGGACCGUAUCAGGAAAGAGAGGGAUCAACAGCUUCUUCAAUUGGUACUUCUUCACCUUCACUUUCGCGCAGAUGGUCUCACUGACGCUGAUCGUGUACGUGCAAUCGAACGUGAGCUGGGCAAUCGGGUUAUUGAUCCCGGCAAUUCUGAUGCUCAUAUCAUGUGCAGUCUUCUUCAUGGGUUCGAAGAUAUAUGUGAAAGUAAAAGCUCAAGGUAGUCCUUUAACAAGUGUCGCACAGGUCAUCGUCGUGGCCAUAAAGAAAUGCCGACUUCCAACGCCCGAGCAACCCUCGCUGUCUCUUCAUAAUUAUACUCCUCCAAAAACUAUCAACUCCAAGCUUCCUUACACAGAUCAAUUCAGGUGCCUCGACAAAGCAGCAAUAGUGACAGCUGAAGACAACAAAAGGCCGGAUGGAUCAUCGGCCGAUCCAUGGAGACUCUGCAGCUUGCAGCAAGUGGAGGAAGUGAAAUGUAUUAUAAGAGUGAUGCCAAUUUGGGUAGCGGGUGUGUUCUAUUACCUUGUCAUCGUCCAACAACAAACCUAUGCAGUCUUCCAGGCCACUCAAAUGGACAGACGCCUCGGGAACACCAGCUUCAAUAUCCCAGCCGCAUCGUACGUUGUCUUCCUGAUGUUGAGCCUCACAAUCUUCAUACCCAUCUACGACCGAUUGAUCGUCCCAUUCCUCCGGAGGCUUACGGGGAAAGAAGGCGGCAUCACACUCCUCCAGAGAAUGGGCAUCGGCUUGUUUUUUGGUGUGCUAACCAUGCUGGUGUCCGCCAUAGUGGAAGAGCGCCGGAGAUCAAUAGCUCUGACGAAGCCCACUCUUGGGGACGUUCCCAGACGAGGCGCGAUUUCAUCAAUGUCAGCCUUGUGGUUAAUCCCUCAGUUCGUACUUGCAGGCCUCACCGAAGCAUGCGCAUCGAUCAGCCUUGUCGAAUUAUAUUACAAGCAGUUCCCUGAGAACAUGAGGAGCAUUGCAGGUUCUCUGUACUAUUGUGGCAUGGCAGGCUCGAGUUACUUGAGCAGUCUACUCAUAUCGAUUGUUCACAAGAACACGAAAGGAGCGGAAGGCGGGAACUGGUUGCCAGAGGAUCUGAAUAAGGGAAGAUUGGACUAUUUCUAUUACCUGAUUGCUGUGUUGGAGUUUCUGAACUUGGUGUACUUUCUAGUAUGUUCAAGGUGGUACAAGUAUAAAGGAACAGAUGUUGUUAGCCGUGAAGCGGACAUAGAAAUGAAGUAACAUGAGCAGACUCUUGUUUGAAUGGUAGUCUGAGAGAAUCACAUCACCACAUUCAUCUCAUUGAAAAAUGGGCCUCAUACGGAAUUUUGUAGCGAUUUGAUCUGAGAUAGCCCUAGCUAUAGAAUGUCAGUUAUGGUUGACACAACCAUUAUGAAUUUGAAUUGUUUACAGAAUAAUUUAGCAGAAACCAAAAAGAAUUUCACCCAUUAAGCUCAUUUUGUAUCAGAUUAGGCCAGAUGCUCAGAUAGCAUCAAUGAACAUUGUUGGAAGUUUGCCACACAUGUAGGUGUAAGUGGGCUAUAUUAAUUGACUGCUGAUAGAAAUAUAUAGGCCCUAUUUUGUGUUUAGAGUG